Molecule: messenger RNA, 4913 nt
Organism: Athalia rosae (coleseed sawfly)
Lineage: Eukaryota; Metazoa; Arthropoda; Insecta; Hymenoptera; Athaliidae
Gene: MED23
Product: mediator of RNA polymerase II transcription subunit 23
Exons: 20
Coding region: 394-4464 (1356 amino acids)
Biological process (GO): positive regulation of gene expression; regulation of transcription by RNA polymerase II
Cellular component (GO): transcription regulator complex; mediator complex
Source: RefSeq, a predicted model, not a curated record
UCUUUAAGCUUCUGAACCAUGCUUUAACACAGCUUAACAUCAGUGGCUUUUAACUCACGUUUACUACACUAGGUAAGAUUGUAAGUGCAGGUCAGUUGUAUCAUUGACUGAACAUUGGUAGCCUUCACUAACACCUGUAGUUGAUUCAUAACCGACCAGAUUACAGACUUCAGCCUUCAGUCGACGCCGGGAAUCGGCGGUGUGUGGUUCUUUCAAUUCGUGCGUUGUUUGGAAUAGGCGAGGUUUGGAUGUCGUCUAGAAACGUUGUGUCAAAUCUGUGAAAAGUGUUCCUCUGAUGAUAUUUAUUAAAAGAAUAAAUAAUCAAUGUGGUUUUGACAGAAUAACUCAAACGUUUAAAUAUUCAAGCUUAGACAAUUAAUAUUUUGCUCUAAAAUGACUAAUGAAGCUCAGAUCUCCAACAUCGUCAAUGAUAUUUUAAAAGUCGAAGCUAUCGAGGAAGCGUUCAGCUGCUUUCUCGUUCACCAUCCAGAUAAUGAAACCGAAAAGGUAGCGACAUGGCAGUCAGAACUAACCUCUGCCAUGACCGGUCUAAAUACAGAGCAGCAAGAAAACGGUGUCCGACAAUUUCUUACAAUGGCUGCAGCUCUGACAAAUCAUAGCCGCUUACAGCUUUUAUUAUCUCUGCUCGAAACAUUAGUAACAAAUAAUGUUUUACCUGCGAGAUUAGUAUGCGAGUGUAUCCUGAGUUGCGAUAAACUACAAUACCAACAGGAAGACUUUUGGGUUGAAUCGUUUAAUUUAAUUCGCCGCAUUAUUGGUGGUGUAGAUUAUAAGGGAGUCAGAGAAAUAAUGAAGGGUUGCAGAGAAAAAGCUCAAACUAUACCAGCGAGAUUAAAUGCUUCUGUACAGCCACAGUUGAAGGCGCUAGAGAAUGUUAUAGAAUACAUAUUUGAUAGAAAUGCAUGUUUGCUGCCAGGUUAUUUCAUCGUUAAUGAAAUACAGAAAGCUUAUCCUGAUAAUAAAAACUGGCCACACUGGAAAUUGGCAAAAUUACUCUCAGGUUUUGUUGAGAGUUUCAGAGCAACGGCACAAAUGGUAUCUAUAGUCGGACACUCUAAAAUGUUACCGGUUGUAGAGCACUCUGGAUAUGCUGAUCAUUUAAUAAAUCCAUGGAGGCUCGACCCCACAACUUUAAAAUUUUCUCUCAAAGGGAAUUUACCCUAUGAUCAAGAUCUACUCAAGCCUCAAACUGAACUCCUAAGAUAUGUUUUAGAGCAACCAUAUAGUAGAGAUAUGGUUUGUUCCAUGCUAGGACUUCAGAAGCAGCAUAAGCAAAGAUGCAUUGCGUUAGAGGAACAACUAGUUGAAUUGGUUUUAUUAGCUAUGGAACGUUCCGAGAGCGAUCCCCCACCCACAGAGGGUACAGAUGUUACAGUUGCAAAUCACUGGCUAUGGCUUCACCUUUCAUCCCAGCUCAUUUAUUUUGUUCUUUUUCAAUUUGCUAGCUUCCAAAAUAUCGUUAUGGCGAUACACAACAAGCUAGCUGGUCGUGAAUUACGAAAGGGAAGAGACCACCUGAUGUGGGUUCUUUUGCAAUUUAUAUCCGGAAGCAUUCAGCGCAACCCACUUUCGAAUUUCCUGCCGGUACUUAAACUCUACGAUCUUUUAUAUCCCGAAAAAGAACCAUUGCCGGUACCCGAUUUCAGCCAGGCAUUAUGUACACACCAAAUGGCUAUUACGUGUAUAUGGAUUCACUUAUUAAAAAAAGCUCAAUCCGAACACCUGAAUAUUCAUAGGCCAAUUCCGCACACGCUCAAAGUUCAUCACGAAUUUUUACAGCAUUUGGUCAUGCCUAACACAUCGUUAUGUAUGGGUUUGGAUUAUCGCAUUGCUCUACUGUGCAAUGCUUACUCAACUAAUCAGGAAUAUUUCAGUAGACCUAUGGCUGCCCUCGUCGACACAAUUCUCGGCACGCAAAAGGGACAGCAACAGCAGCCCUUACAACCGUUGCAGAGUAAUGCCGCUUUGGCAAAUGGACCUACCACCCCACUAUCCAUGUCAAUUCUAGAUUCUCUUACCGUACACUCUAAGAUGAGUUUGAUUCACAGUAUCGUCACUCACGUUAUCAAACUGGCUCAGUCUAAAAGCAACAUGGCUUUGGCACCCGCUUUGGUCGAGACUUAUAGCCGAUUAUUAGUUUACACGGAAAUAGAAAGUCUCGGAAUCAAAGGAUUCAUCAGUCAAUUACUACCUACAGUAUUCAAAUCGCAUGCUUGGGGUACGUUGUACACCUUGCUCGAAAUGUUUAGCUACAGAAUGCAUCAUAUUCAACCGCAUUACAGAGUGCAACUUCUCUCGCAUCUCCACAGUCUCGCCGCUGUGCCGCAAACAAAUCAGACGCAACUUCAUCUCUGCGUUGAAAGUACGGCUCUGCGAUUAAUUACCGGUUUAGGAUCUGCGGAGGUACAACCGCAAUUAUCUCGUUUUUUGUCAGAACCCAAAACGCUCGUUUCCGCCGAAUCGGAGGAACUGAAUCGAGCUUUGGUUUUGACGCUCGCGAGAUCAAUGCACGUAACAGGAACUGGAGCAGAUUCGCUCAGCGGGACAUGGUGUAAAGAACUGUUGAAUACGAUCAUGCAAAAUACAUCGCACUCCUGGGCCAAUCAUACUUUGCAAUGUUUUCCACCUGUUUUGAAUGAAUUUUUCCAACAGAACAGUGUUCCUAAAGAGAACAAGCAGCAGAUUAAGAAAGCAGUUGAAGAGGAAUAUAGAAACUGGGCGUCUAUGAGUAAUGAAAAUGAUAUAAUAGCCCAUUUUUCCGUACCCGGUACACCGCCGUUAUUUUUAUGCCUCUUGUGGAAAAUGAUAUUCGAGACGGAUCGAAUAAGUCCGAUCGCAUACAAAAUAUUGGAAAGAAUCGGAGCCCGAGCUUUGUCGGCCCACUUGCGAAAAUUUUGCGAUUAUUUAGUAUUCGAAUUUGCGAACAGCGUAGGAGGUCAACACGUGAACAAGUGCGUUGACACCAUCAACGACAUGAUCUGGAAAUAUAAUAUCGUUACGAUCGACAGGCUGGUUCUUUGUUUGGCACUGCGCACCCAAGAGGGUAGUGAGGCACAAGUUUGCUUUUUCAUCAUCCAAUUGUUACUGCUAAAGGCGGCGGAAUUUCGUACCAGAGUACAAGAAUUCGUUAAAGAUAAUUCUCCUGAACACUGGAAGCAGUCUAACUGGCAUGAAAAGCAUUUAGCGUUCCACCGAAAGUAUCCGGAAAAAUUUGCGCCAGAAGGAAUAAUGGAGCAGACAACUGGUGGUCCGAGUCAAUACCAAAGUCUGCCGGUUUAUUUCGGAAAUGUCUGCCUCCGAUUUUUACCGGUCUUCGACAUAGUCAUUCACAGAUAUCUCGAACUACCGCCAGUCACAAAGAGCUUAGAAAUACUUCUGGAACACUUGGGCUGCCUCUACAAGUUCCACGAUCGACCCGUCACCUAUUUGUACAACACGUUGCAUUACUAUGAAAGAAAAUUACGCGAGAGACCGCCAUUGAAACGUCGAUUAGUAUCCGCUGUACUGGGUUCGUUGCGCGAAAUUCGAGCUCCUGGAUGGGCCUUGUCCGAAGCUUAUCAGUUGUACAUGGCGAGAUCCACGGACGACGCCGUAACUUGGGUACCAGAAUUGGAUUACUACGUUCGCCUGGUUCGUCGAAUCGUCGAGACUAUGUCAGGGACAGCUCAUUUUCCAGCAACCGAUUGGAGAUUUAACGAAUUUCCCAAUCCUGCUGCUCACGCUCUUUACGUAACUUGCGUCGAGCUCAUGGCACUACCUGUAGCACCGAAUCUGGUAGCUAAUUCUCUACUCGACGUCGUUGCCAAAGGGUAUACGGUCGUACCUUCGGAUCAGAUACACCUGUGGAUUAAUUGCGUUGGCUUAUUACUUGCUGCCUUGCCGGAAUGUUACUGGUCCGCACUUCACGAUCGUCUCGUGGAAACAGUCACCAGUCCCGGAUUGGCCAAUUGGCAAUACAAGGAUUUGACGCCAUUCCAGAUAUUCAAUUUUAAUAUAACGCACAACGGACUGCUGGAGAACAAAUACAGCUAUAUGAUCGCGUUGGCUCAUUCCAUUUGGCAUCAUGCUGGCGUAGGACAGAUAACAACCAUGCCUCAAUUUAUCAAAGAAAAAUUGCAACCUGUUGUAAAUAGCGAAGAACAACUGGUUUUUGCAUGCCAUUUAAUAGGACCUACGCUCGCGCGAUUUAACGCGGAGAGACCGCGAUGCGUCGUCGAACUUGCCGUUAGUCUGUACGAAAUGUUGGAACAAGUUGAUCGUACUCAAAGUCAACUGAAAUACAUGGAUCCCAUCUGCGACUUGCUAUAUCACAUAAAAUAUAUGUUCGUCGGGGACAUGAUGAAGAAUGAAGUGGAGUGCAUUAUUCGAAGACUGAGGCCCGCCCUCCAAAUGCGACUUCGUUUUAUCGCCCACCUCAAUAUAGAAGAAAUAAAUUCAUCCUGAGGAAUCGCCCCGACGACUGUACAAGCUCCGGCUUCUAUAGUCGUGGAACAAACUGAAACUGUAACCGCACAAUCAGUCACUCAGGUUCCAACGUCGAGCCAAUCGGAACCCAAUGUUUCUGGGACGACGAAAACGUAAGUCGAACUCACGUCAGCGACUCAAGGUUUGAAUAUUUGAGGUAAUUAAAAAAUGACGAGUCAAUGAUUUUUAUUCCUCAAUCGAUCGUGACGUGUUGUAGAUAUUGAUAUGACCGUUUGCAUCGUUGAAUAUUUUUCAACCGUUGUAAACGAGAUUGUAAAUUAUUACGGUGAUAAUUUUUGUACUUUCCAUCCCACCGUUUUAUGAUAACGUUUUAAGCGGUUUGAGAUGAAACACAUGAGCUUUUCCCGAUUUACUGCUACUUUUUUACCAUCGAAAUAUUUGUAAAUAAUAAACCCUUAGAAAUACAA